Messenger RNA from Neoarthrinium moseri, 1248 nucleotides. RefSeq lists its product as uncharacterized. Bases 1 to 1248 code for a protein of 415 amino acids. Gene Ontology annotation, biological process: proteolysis. The record is from RefSeq and is a predicted model, not a curated record. Gene Ontology annotation, molecular function: serine-type endopeptidase activity. NCBI's taxonomy places the organism in Eukaryota, Fungi, Ascomycota, Sordariomycetes, Amphisphaeriales, Apiosporaceae. The transcript is spliced from 5 exons.
AUGGUCGGUCUUCAGCAACUCGCACUCGCUCUGGGAGUAAUCUUCCCCGCGGUCUUUGGUUCGCCGAUUGCUUCUGCUCCCCAGCAGAAGCGCGAGGUUGUCCCUGGCAAGUACAUCGUCACUCUCAAGAGCGGCGCUGCUGUCAGCUCUCUCGAGUCCCACAUCAACUGGGUUACCGAUGUUCACCGCCGUAGUCUGAGCAAGCGCAACACUGCCGGUAUCGAGAACACUUACAACAUCAGUGACUGGAAUGCCUACGCCGGCGAAUUCGACGAGGCCACCCUUGAGCAGAUCAAGGCGAACCCUGAUGUCGAGUCGGUUGAAGAGGAUCUGGUCAUGUACCUCUGGGGUGCUGAGGACAGCAAGGUCGCCGAGCGCGCAUUGACGACUCAGAGCGGCGCGACCUGGGGUCUCGGAACGAUCUCCCACCGUACUUCGGGCUCGACAAGCUACGUCUACGACUCGACCGCAGGCCAGGGUACAUACGCCUACGUCGUUGACAGUGGUGUUUUGGCCACCCACAGCCAGUUCGGCGGCAGAGCUACCCUCGGAUACAACGCCGUUGGUGGGUCUCACGUUGACGACCUUGGCCACGGUACCCACGUGGCUGGUACCAUCGGAGGCUCCACUUACGGUGUAGCCAAGAAGACCAAUAUCAUCUCUGUCAAGGUUUUCCAGGGAGCCACCGGAAGUACUUCGACCAUUCUGGCAGGAUUUAACUGGGCUGUCAACGACAUCACCUCCAAGGGCCGCGAGGGCAAGUCGGUGAUUAACCUGUCGCUCGGUGGCCCGGCUCAAUCGACCUGGACCACCGCUAUCAACGCUGCUUACAACUCUGGUGUCCUGUCCGUCGUCGCCGCCGGUAACGGAGAUGACUUCGGAAACCCUCUCCCGGUUUCCGACCAGUCGCCCGCCAAUGCCCCGAACGCACUGACUGUCGGUGCCAUUGACUCCCGCUGGCGCCCGGCUUCCUUCACCAACUACGGUGCCGGAGUUGAUAUUAUGGCCCCUGGUGUCAGCAUUCUCUCUUCCUACAUUGGCUCCAACAGUGCCACCUCGAGCUUGAGUGGUACCUCGAUGGCCUGCCCUCACGUUGCUGGCCUUGCCUUGUACCUCCAGGCUCUCGAGGGAUUGAGCACCCCUGCCGCCGUGACCAACCGUAUCAAGGCUCUUGGUACUUCUGGAGGCAUUACUGGAACCUUGAGUGGUAGCCCCAACUUGGUGUCCUACAACGGCAACGGUGCCUAA